AUGGCCAAUCUGACCAAGACCGACACCGGCACUCGUCACUACUGGGACUAUACAUUUAGAUGGACUGACCUUCAUCACACUUCAGAGCAGCUACGCCCUAUGAUGUUCACUUACGACAAACUUGUCGAUGAAUGUUUGGAGAAGCUGGACGAGAUCUCACCCCUAAAGAACGCACGCCAUUUUGAAAAAACGCAGACAGAAACGGCCACAAAGGCUCCUAAAAGAGACCUGUACACUUUGUUGAAAAUUCACGCCAAAGAUGACCCAAAGUUGGAUCAGCUCUGGACCGAGAUCAAUACUGUUCCUAAAUGGGUUGACUGGGACCAGAUCAAAAGAGGACAGGAAGUGUUCUUCCGAUACGGACUCCCUAUACUGAAUGUGCUUAGCUUCGAAAGUCUUCUAGGCGGCAUGGGCUCUGCUCGCGUUGUUGAGACUCUGGCCCGGACAGGCGGCUUUUCUAUUGAUGUUGUACGACGAAGAUUACUAGAAACCCUACAACAUGUCCUUCAGGUCUCUCUAUCUCUGAAUUCCAUGAAGCCUGGAGGAGACGGCCAUAUCUCCUCAAUUCGCGUGCGAUUGCUUCACGCCUCGGUCCGCAGGAGGAUUCUAAGCAUGGUGAAGCAAAAGCCCGAAUACUAUAAUGUCGAAAAGUUCGGCAUUCCUAUCAACGACCUUGAUUGUAUAGGGACAAUUCACACCUUCUCGUCAAGCGUGGUCUGGCUCGGGCUUCCUCGACAGGGGAUCUGGCUACGCGACCAGGAAAUCGACGACUAUCUCGCGCUCUGGCGACUAGUAGCACAUUACAUGGGAACGCCUACUCAUUCUUUACAGUCAAGAGCUACCAGUCGAGCCAUGAUGGAAUCUCUUCUUGUAUCGGAGAUCAACCCCACAGACAUUGGCAAGAUUCUCGCACAGAAUAUCAUUCUCGGUCUGGAGAAUACUGCGCCCAUAUAUGCUUCAAAAGAAUUCAUGGAGGCUAUGGCUAGACGCCUCAACGGUAAUAAGCUGUCUGAUAAGCUUGACCUUCCCCGGCCGAGUAUCUACUACCAAGCGCUCGUAUAUGGGUACUGCUUUGUCGUCAUGGGAUUAUGCUACGGACUCCGACUGUUUCCCAAACUCGAUCAAACCUUUAUUGCGUUCCGCCGGAGACUCUACUAUACUAUCGUCACAGACAAAGAAGAAGGGCUGGGAGGAGAAUCUUAUUUCGAGUUCAAGUAUGUCCCUUUUUACACGCGCACAACACGUCUAGGGAAACGUAAGGAGAUCAAGACUAUCGGGUACGGCAUCGAGGCUUUAGCACAAUUAGGGCUCCUCGCUGCGUUCAUUGCUGCAUUGACACUGUGUGCUGGAACACUUUUUGGUUUGCGAAUCUUCGCGCCGGAAAGUUUAGUACUUGGAAUGUGA
Molecule: messenger RNA, 1404 nt
Organism: Aspergillus tanneri
Lineage: Eukaryota; Fungi; Ascomycota; Eurotiomycetes; Eurotiales; Aspergillaceae
Product: oxygenase MpaB family protein
Exons: 4
Coding region: 1-1404 (467 amino acids)
Molecular function (GO): oxidoreductase activity
Source: RefSeq, a predicted model, not a curated record